Molecule: messenger RNA, 1072 nt
Organism: Scomber japonicus (chub mackerel)
Lineage: Eukaryota; Metazoa; Chordata; Actinopteri; Scombriformes; Scombridae
Gene: etfbkmt
Product: electron transfer flavoprotein subunit beta lysine methyltransferase
Exons: 3
Coding region: 59-814 (251 amino acids)
Biological process (GO): peptidyl-lysine trimethylation
Cellular component (GO): mitochondrial matrix
Molecular function (GO): protein-lysine N-methyltransferase activity
Source: RefSeq, a predicted model, not a curated record
ACUAGUUGGAAAUGGACCAACAUGGCUAGCACUGGAGUUUUAAACUAACUUCGUAAUCAUGAUGCGACUUUUAUCCUCUCACAGAUUAAGUCGUUAUGUGAAGGAUUGUUUUGAAUCAUACAGAUGCAUCUCAAACAGCUGUCAGUCCGAUGACUACAUCAGGAGGUUUAUUUCAGACAACACGGAGAUAGUUAGAGGGCAGAGUUUGACUCCAGACAUCAAACUGAGACUCUUCACCCCCAGCUGCAGAUUCUGGUAUGAGAGACCAGAGCUGUGGCCUUUUGAUGACCCUUACUGGGCCAUAUACUGGCCGGGAGGACAGGCAUUGUCAAGGUACCUGCUGGAUAACCCUGCAGUGUGUCAGGGUAACACAGUCCUGGAUCUGGGGAGCGGCUGUGGAGCUUCAGCCAUCGCGGCAAAACUAUGUGGUGCUGCUCAUGUAGUCGCCAAUGACAUUGACGAUGUUGCAGCCAUUGCGACCUGCAUUAACUGUGAGCUGAACGGCCUGGAGCCGCCUGUUUGUGUUACUGCCAACAUGAUCGAUUCAGAGCCCGAGAACUUUGACCUGAUCCUCCUGGGUGACAUGUUCUACGACGAGGCUCUUGCCACCACCCUUCACAGCUGGUUGGACCGCUGCAUUAAAACCCACGGCACCCAAGUUCUGAUUGGAGAUCCUGGACGAGCCCAGUUUGAGGAGCAUGGCAUUCGAAGGCUCCUGCAUCGGCUGGCUCAAUUUGAGCUGCCUGAGUCUGUUCGAGAGGAGAACUAUGGUCUGACCUGCAGCAGUGUGUGGUGCUACCGUCCUGAACUGUGAGGACUAGAUGUGGUCCUCUAUUCUGUGUAUUUGUGUAUUUAAUAUAAUUUAUAUAUCACAUAAAGACUGACUAUACAGGGUCACUGAGAUUUCACUUGCUGCCUUUCCUAGAGAGAAAAUACCAACAACUAUUUUUUUUACAUGAUAUUCACAUGGAUAAUAUAAGAAGAAGAAUUUUGCCAUGCUGCAACCAAAUGUCCUACUGGGGAUAAUAAAGACUGAACUGAACUGGUAAAGCAAUACAGUUUAAAAAUGAUU